AUGGCGAACCAUCUUCUUCUAGCCAUCAUCAUCUUCAUCUUCUUCAAGGAAGCCACAGCCGCCGCCAGUUAUAAUGUGAAGAAAUUUGGAGCCAAGCCAGACGGAAGAACAGACUCGUCCAAGCCAUUUAUGAGUGCAUGGUCAGCUGUCUGUGGCUCGACCAAGCCAGCCACCAUUUAUGUCCCCAAGGGAAGGUAUAUGCUUGGUGGGUUACGUUUCAGAGGGCCAUGCAAGAAUCGAGCCAUCACCAUUCGAAUCGAUGGCACCCUUGUGGCUCCAUCCGAUUACCGAGUCUUGGGCAAUGCCAACUACUGGCUUCUUUUUAGCCGAGUCGAAGGGGUUACGAUUCAGGGUGGCACUCUUGAUGCUCAGGGUGCUCGUUUGUGGGCUUGCAAGUCGGCUAACUCCAAGAAUUGCCCUGAAGGAGCCACGAGUUUGGCCAUUUACAACUCGAAUAAAGUGGUGGUGAAUGGGUUAACCUCACUGAACAGCCAGAUGUUCCACAUGGUUGUCAACGGUUGCAACAACGUCAGAAUGAUCGGGGUGAACGUGGUGGCACCCUGGAACAGCCCGAACACCGACGGCAUCCACGUCCAGUACUCCACCGGAGUUACCAUUUUGAACUCCAAACUCACCACCGGCGAUGACUGUGUCUCCAUCGGCCCCGGUUCCUCCAAUCUUUGGAUCGAAAACGUCGCUUGUGGACCCGGCCACGGCAUCAGCAUUGGAAGCUUAGGGAAGGACUUAAAAGAAGCCGGGGUGCAAAACGUGACGGUUAAAAGGGUUACUUUUAAGGGGACACAAAAUGGGUUGAGAAUAAAGUCAUGGGCGAGGCCGAGCAGCGGGUUCGUUAAUGGCGUUCUGUUCCAGAACGCCAUCAUGACCAACGUCCAGAACCCAAUUGUCAUUGACCAAAACUACUGCCCCGGUCGUAUCAACUGUCCCCGUCAGCAUUCGGGGGUGAAAAUAAGCAACGUAAAGUAUCAAGACAUACACGGAACAUCGGCUACGAAAGUGGCGGUGAAGUUCGAUUGCAGCAAAAUGAAUCCGUGUCGGGGAAUCACGAUGCAAGAUGUGAACUUGAGCUUCAAGAACCAGUUAAGUGCUGCAUCGUCGUAUUGUAUGAAUGCCGGAGGAAAAGCUUCCGGCGUGGUUAAUCCGACGAGUUGUCUGUAG
Cynara cardunculus var. scolymus (artichoke) is the source of this 1176-nucleotide messenger RNA. Its product is annotated as polygalacturonase-like. The coding region runs from base 1 to 1176 and encodes 391 amino acids. The transcript is spliced from 4 exons. Gene Ontology annotation, biological process: carbohydrate metabolic process. Gene Ontology annotation, molecular function: polygalacturonase activity. Lineage: Eukaryota; Viridiplantae; Streptophyta; Magnoliopsida; Asterales; Asteraceae. The record is from RefSeq and is a predicted model, not a curated record.